This is a messenger RNA of Toxorhynchites rutilus septentrionalis, 2232 nucleotides long. RefSeq lists its product as uncharacterized. NCBI's taxonomy places the organism in Eukaryota, Metazoa, Arthropoda, Insecta, Diptera, Culicidae. The record is from RefSeq and is a predicted model, not a curated record. The transcript is spliced from 3 exons. The coding region runs from base 236 to 1108 and encodes 290 amino acids.
AAGCAAUUUUUUGUUGGUGCUAUAUAAGGGGUUACAAUAUUGGGAUAGGAGUACAAUUCAUUAACGAUCGUUGAAGUAUAACGAACUCAGCAGACACAGCAGCCCAAGAGCGAGUGCGUGAAAAGUUCUGUUUAGUUCAACGUUAAGUGUGCUUUCUUCUGGCAAGAACAUUCGAGUAUCGGGUAUCCCGAGUGAAGUGUGAACUAAUAACAACAACAACAAAAAAUCUCAAAUCAUGAAAGUGUUCAUCAUAUCCGCGGUCCUGGUGGCCUGUGCGCUGGCUGCCCCGGCCCCUGCUGAGGAAUCUUCGACCUCUGGAACUGCCCUGAACAUGGCCCUCAAGUACUUCGGCAGUUGUUUGGAAUCCGACGAAAUGGGCACCUGUUUCGCAGUGAAAGGAAUUACGGCCCUGAACCGAGCCGCCCGUGCCAGCAACAUUGAAAUCGUGCCUGGUGUUACCUUCUCAAGAGAUCCUUCGGCUCCUGUUGACCGUAUGGGCAAAUCAGUCUCUGAGAAUGAAAUCAUCAGCACCCUGCAGACCAACGCCGAGGACAAGAGCGAUGUCCUGUUCGACAUGGCCAUUGAUUCCGCCAAGCGUCUGUUCGCCGCUCGCUCGAUCCAGUUCAAGCUGCCGGAGGAAGCCUCCGAAACCAUCGCUCGCUCUAUCGAAGAAGGUAGACUGCUGAAGAAAGGCAAGAAGCUGAAGAAGAUCCUUGGCCCAUUGGUUCUGGCCAUCGGAGGCAAACUGUUCGCUCUGAUGCCACUGCUCCUCGGUGGAGUCGCACUGCUUGCCCUGAAGGCCCUGUUCGUCUCCAAGAUUGCUCUUGUGCUAGCCGUUAUCUUGGCCGUCAAGAAAUUCGUUGGCGGAGCCGUUGAAGGUGCAUCCACACUGGGACUGCUGUCGAAGGCUGUUGGAGGUGCUGCUGCUGGUGCCGGAGCUCUGGGAUCCGCUGCCUUGGCUGGAGGUGCCUCCGGUGCCGGUGGCUCCGGAUGGGCAUCCGGUGGUGGUGCUAGCGGAUGGAACCAGGGAGGUGCUCAGUAUCCUUAUGCCCGAAGCUACGAUACCGCUCAGGACCUCGCCUACAACGCACAGGCCCCAAAAUCGUAAACAACCCCGCUAACACCGCCAAACGAUACCAUACUAGACUAAGAAGCUCCAACUUCCCACACUACUCUAGAUAAACUUUCAACCUGUCGUCUUCGCACGCCUAUUUUUGGUGUUUAUCCUGGGUCCUUUACCCAACCACCUGUCUCAGCAAACCUAAAUCUAAAUAAUUUCAUGCGAGAGUCAGAAAGCGAGACCUAUCGUUGACGAGUGUAAAAAACUAGUCGGAAUAUGGCCCCACUCGAGUGCACCAACCACUGAUUACAGCAAUUAAAUGCCACAGUGGAUGGUGACGCAAAUGAUUCACCGAAAGGCGCCGCAUCAGCCUUCGCUCCCACAAAUAUUUCUUCCACACCUGACAGCACCGACAAAUCAGCCACUCUCACCUCUCUAUCUCUCCAAACUUUACCUCCAAUUCGACUAUCCGACUAUCACUCGGCUGAGAGAGAGAGAAAAAGAAUCAUCAACCCGCCGAAGUUAAUUGAACAAGAAACAGACGUACAACACAUUAGCUUGCAAUGAUUGGUAAGCCACCUAUUUGUACAUACACACACACACACACAGACGCACCGCUGCAGAGAUAUAUACCAAACUCCACGAUCAAAAGAUUCUGUCGAGCUAUGUCCCGUUUCCAUCGCUAUCCUUUCUCCCCCUAUCUGGGACGUUCAACGCCUUGACCUUUCUUCCUAUACACCCUUGAACUGAUGCUGUCUUGCUGCUGCCUUCUCAAGCUCCUAGUGUUUUAUUAGUGGUUAAGUUUAAUUUAUUCUGCAAACAUGAGGAGAGAUCUGCGAACAAAUGCGAGUAGGAGAACGAACGUGUAAUUAAUUUAUUUAAUUUAUGAUGUAAUUAUUAGCUCAAAAGGAAGAAGGUGAGAAGAAACAAAACGAAGUAGAUACAAAACAACGAAACAAUCCGCCGCCAAUAGCACCCACACAAAACAAAAAAAAAACACACACACACACACACCACUUUAUCCUCGACUGUAUAGAAUACCACUCAUUGUAUUGAUGUUUUUCGUCCGAUAAGAGGAAAAGUGUCAAUAGUCAGUAUAUUGUUUUGUUUUUCUUUCAUUUCAAGUGAAGUAUAAAUAAAGUCCCCAAGAGGAGUUGAUUCGAGGAAAGUGA